Molecule: messenger RNA, 396 nt
Organism: Lactuca sativa (garden lettuce)
Lineage: Eukaryota; Viridiplantae; Streptophyta; Magnoliopsida; Asterales; Asteraceae
Source: RefSeq, a predicted model, not a curated record
AUGGUAGGUCAUGUUGAUACUGCUCCUGCUGUUGCUCCAACCACCCAAGCUCCUACUGGUGGUUAUUCAAGGAAGCUACCUCUAUGCAACAAGUGUAACUUUCAUCAUCAUGGACCCUGUCGUGAGGUGAUUUGCAACAGAUGUGGAAGGAAAGGACACACAGCUCGAUACUGUAAGACACCAUCCCAACCAACCAACCAAGCUCCAAGAGCGGGCGCUAGUCAAGCUUGUUAUGGAUGUGGAGAAGUUGGACACUUCAGCAGAAACUGCCCCAAGGAAACAGUUGGUGGAAAUACAAGGAGAGUUCUGGCGAUGGGCCAGGAGGAAGCAGUCGCUGAUCCUACGGUUGUUACGGGGAGAGAAUACAAGCUGAAGAGAAUUGUUAUCAAGAUUUAG